GUACACUGCUAGCGCGCGCAUGCGAUUGUACCGCACGGACCGUAUAACCAAGAACCUGAGUCAAUACACGCUGGUCUCGAUCUGCGUUUGGACUUUGGCGCCACCAAAAACCCCACGUUGCCCUCACUCGCAGCGAGAUGGAAAGAGGGAAAGAGGGAGAGAGUUUUUAGAAGAGUGGGGAAAUGGCGGAGGCAGUCUCUCUCAUGGACGUCGACGGCGAGGAAAACCACCAUCUGAAGCCAAACAAGGGUAAAAGCGUCGUUGCCGCACCGCCGCCGGACGGCAAAGCCACGCCCUGGGUGGAGAAGUACCGCCCUCAGUCCCUCGCGGAUGUUGCCGCCCACCGUGACAUUGUCGACACUAUUGAUAGGCUCACCAGUGAGAACAGAUUGCCCCAUUUGCUGUUGUACGGACCUCCCGGCACCGGGAAGACCUCGACGAUCCUCGCCGUCGCUCGCAAGCUGUAUGGGGCGCAGUUCCAUAAUAUGAUUCUGGAGCUGAAUGCAUCGGACGACCGUGGAAUCGAUGUCGUCAGACAGCAAAUUCAGGAUUUUGCUAGCACGCAGAGCUUCUCUUUUGGUGCAAAGUCAUUUGUGAAGUUGGUCCUACUUGAUGAGGCUGAUGCCAUGACAAAGGAUGCACAAUUUGCAUUGCGUCGAGUCAUAGAGAAAUAUACAAAGAACACUAGGUUUGCUCUUAUCUGCAAUCAUGUCAACAAGAUUAUUCCAGCAUUACAGUCCAGAUGCACUCGAUUUCGGUUUGCUCCUCUUGAUUCAAUUCAUGUCACAGAGCGCCUUAAACAUGUUAUAGAGGCUGAAGGGCUUGACGUAACUGAGUCUGGCUUAACUGCACUUGUACGGCUUAGCAAUGGCGACAUGAGAAAGGCUUUGAACAUUUUGCAGUCAACCCAUAUGGCUUCUCAGCAGAUAACAGAGGAAGCUGUGUACUUGUGCACUGGAAAUCCGUUGCCGAAAGACAUUGAACAAAUAUCUCAUUGGCUUCUAAAUGAACCAUUUGCAACUAGUUUUCUACGAAUAUAUGAAAUUAAAGCAAGGAAGGGAUUGGCCUUGGUAGAUAUUGUGAGGGAAGUGACAAUGUUUGUUUUUAAGAUCCAGAUGCCAUCAGAGGUUCGAGUUCCGUUGAUAAAUGAUUUGGCUGAUAUUGAGUAUAGAUUGAGUUUUGGGUGCAAUGAUAAACUGCAACUUGGCUCGCUUAUUUCUUCUUUUACAAGAGCUCGAUGUGCAUUAGUUGCUGCUGCGAAGUAGUUAUGUUUGUUGACAAAGCUCUGAGGCUAACAGUUGUUUUUGGGUUCCACAAGGUGUGAAAAAUUGAGAAAAUGAAACUUGUAAAAUUGUUACCUGAGUGAACGGUCAUGAUUAUAUCUAGUUGUGGUUAAACUCGAGAAUGCUUCAAUGCUUGGUUGGAUGGUGCUUGGCUUUUAUGCUAAAAUCUUCUAUCCAUCAUUUUGCAGGAAGUUUUAGAUUGUCUGGUAUCUUAUAUCAGUUCAAGUAAUGUAUAUCUGCAUUAUUUUAGCAAUUAUACAGGAAUCUUUAUUGAUGACAGCUUCCAUUUAUUUUUAA
Molecule: messenger RNA, 1580 nt
Organism: Malania oleifera
Lineage: Eukaryota; Viridiplantae; Streptophyta; Magnoliopsida; Santalales; Ximeniaceae
Product: replication factor C subunit 3
Exons: 10
Coding region: 183-1265 (360 amino acids)
Biological process (GO): DNA repair; DNA-templated DNA replication
Cellular component (GO): nucleus; DNA replication factor C complex
Molecular function (GO): DNA clamp loader activity; ATP binding; ATP hydrolysis activity
Source: RefSeq, a predicted model, not a curated record